UGAACCAUAAUUUUCAAACGAGAAUUUACAUCAACAAAUAUGGCUGCAUUUCAUUCCCCUUCAACUGCAUCCAGUGGGAUGGUUUUGUUGUUGCUUAUCGGUUUCUCGAUGGCUGCUUUUGCUUACGGUAACUUUUACCAUAAAUUCGACGUCGUUUGGGGAGACGGCCGUGCUGUGAUUCAAGAAGGUGGGGACCUGCUUACGCUGUCUCUUGACAAAACAUCUGGCUCUGGGUUCCAAUCCAAGGAUGAAUAUCUAUAUGGAAAAAUCGAUAUGCAGCUCAAGCUUGUCCCUGGCAAUUCAGCUGGCACAGUUACUGCCUACUAUUUAUCCUCCAAAGGUGAUGCAUGGGAUGAAAUAGAUUUUGAAUUCUUGGGGAACUUAAGUGGACAACCUUACAUUCUCCAUACUAAUGUAUUCUGCCAAGGCAAGGGCAACAGGGAGCAGCAAUUCUACUUAUGGUUUGACCCCACUGCAGAUUUCCACACCUACUCCAUCCUUUGGAACCCAGAGCGCAUUGUGUUCUCUGUGGAUGGCAUCCCUAUUAGAGAGUUUAAGAACUUGGAGUUUCUUGGCGUUCCAUUUCCUAAGAAUCAGAAAAUGAGGUUAUAUUCUACGCUUUGGAAUGCCGAUGAUUGGGCAACUAGAGGUGGACUUGAGAAGACGGACUGGAGUCAAGCCCCUUUCAAAGCUUCCUAUAGGAACUUCAAUGCCGAUGCUUGCGUUUGGUCAUCUGGUUCAUCUUAUUGCAGCUCAAACAAAAAUGCAUGGUUUUGGGAAGAGCUUAAUUUCGCUAAGAAAGGACAGAUGAAAUGGGUGCAAAAUAAUUACAUGGUCUAUAAUUACUGCGAAGACACAAAGCGAUUCCCCCAAGGCCUUCCCACAGAAUGUACCUUUGCCGACAUACUCUAAGAACAUAUAAUCUACGUGGAAUUUGAAUUCCCAGGAAUUGCAUUUCCUGUGUCGAUCGGUUAAAUAAGCUCCCUUCUUGAUGUGUGUGUUUUUUAUUUUUGUUUCUAUACUUUU
This is a messenger RNA of Gossypium raimondii (Peruvian cotton), 1026 nucleotides long. Its product is annotated as probable xyloglucan endotransglucosylase/hydrolase protein 23. Bases 40 to 912 code for a protein of 290 amino acids. Gene Ontology annotation, cellular component: apoplast; cell wall. The transcript is spliced from 3 exons. The record is from RefSeq and is a predicted model, not a curated record. Gene Ontology annotation, biological process: cell wall biogenesis; xyloglucan metabolic process. NCBI's taxonomy places the organism in Eukaryota, Viridiplantae, Streptophyta, Magnoliopsida, Malvales, Malvaceae. Gene Ontology annotation, molecular function: xyloglucan:xyloglucosyl transferase activity; hydrolase activity, hydrolyzing O-glycosyl compounds.